Sinocyclocheilus rhinocerous is the source of this 2525-nucleotide messenger RNA. It is a transcript of the gene cdc5l, whose product is annotated as CDC5 cell division cycle 5-like (S. pombe). Gene Ontology annotation, biological process: mRNA splicing, via spliceosome; regulation of transcription by RNA polymerase II. Lineage: Eukaryota; Metazoa; Chordata; Actinopteri; Cypriniformes; Cyprinidae. Bases 164 to 2137 code for a protein of 657 amino acids. Gene Ontology annotation, cellular component: spliceosomal complex; Prp19 complex. The transcript has 14 exons. Gene Ontology annotation, molecular function: DNA-binding transcription factor activity, RNA polymerase II-specific; RNA polymerase II transcription regulatory region sequence-specific DNA binding. The record is from RefSeq and is a predicted model, not a curated record.
GUUCCGUGCGCUCGCAGCCAUUUCGGUUUCCUCAUCCGCAGUUUAACGUGCUGCGCCUCAAACGCAAAGUUUAUUUCUCUUAUUUCAUCUUAAUUUUACGUGUUUGAGAUUCCAGAAGACGAUUUUCCUGCGCGAGCGCGUGUGAAGACUUUAAAUCGCCAACAUGCCGCGGAUUAUGAUUAAAGGAGGCGUGUGGCGCAACACUGAGGAUGAGAUUCUCAAAGCAGCUGUAAUGAAAUAUGGCAAAAAUCAAGAUAAAGCCGCUCAGAGAGAGAAUGAAGAUGAUGUGGGCGAUGACCCUCGCAAGCUAAAACCAGGAGAGAUUGACCCAAACCCUGAGACCAAACCAGCCAGACCUGAUCCUGUGGACAUGGAUGAAGAUGAGCUGGAGAUGCUGUCUGAAGCCAGAGCCCGAUUGGCCAACACACAAGGCAAGAAGGCGAAGCGGAAAGCCAGAGAGAAACAGCUGGAGGAAGCACGUCGUCUGGCAGCGCUUCAGAAGCGCAGGGAGCUGCGAGCUGCAGGCAUCGACAUCCAGAAGAAGCGCAAGAAGAAGAGAGGUGUGGACUAUAAUGCUGAGAUCCCUUUUUUAAUGUUGAAUAAACCGCAUUUUACUGAUUAUUCAUUCCAGAUCUCUGACGCUGAGCUGGAGGAGGUUGUCAAACUGGGUCAGGCCAGCGAAAUCGCCCGUCAGACCGCCGAGGAGUCUGGAAUCACCAACUCUGCCUCCAGCGCUCUUCUGUCCGAAUACAACGUGACCAAUAACUCCAUGGCCCUGCGCACACCCAGAACUCCAGCAGCACAGGACAAGAUCCUGCAGGAAGCCCAGAACCUGAUGGCACUUACGAACGUGGAUACGCCUCUUAAGGGAGGGCUGAACACCCCUCUGCAUGAGAGCGACUUCUCUGGUGUCACACCACAGAGACAGGUGGUCCAGACGCCCAACACGGUGCUGUCUACACCCUUCAGAACGCCCAGUCACGGAGCCGAGGGCAUGACCCCUCACAGUGGGAUGACUCCUAAACCCUCAGUGGGUGUGACCCCGGGCAGGACCCCGCUGCGGGACAAGCUCAGCAUCAACACAGAGGAGGGCGGCGUGGACUACAGCGACCCGUCAUUUGCCAAACACUUGCAAAGGGAGUCCCGCGAGCAGCUCCGACAGGGCUUGAUGUCUCUUCCAGUGCCCAGAAAUGACUUUGAGAUCGUUCUUCCCGAAAACGCUGAGAAAGAGCUGGAGGAAGCCGAGGUGGACGAGAGUUUCGUGGAGGAUGCGGCCGAGAUAGAGCUGCGCAAACAGGCCGUCAGAGAGGCUGAGAGGGAGAAGGAGCUGCGUCAGAGACACACGGCAGUUCAGAGAGAUUUACCAAGACCUUCAGAGGUCAAUGAGACGAUCCUCCGGCCUCAUAAUGUGGAGCCGCCGCUGACGGACCUGCAGCAGGCCGAAGAGGUCAUUAAGAAAGAAAUGAUCACCAUGAUCCACUUCGACUGUAUGCAUCACCUCUUCAGCGACGGCCUGGCCAAGAAAGGGAAAGGAGUGGGAUCCAGCUCCAACAACGCCGAGCACAUCGCUUACCUGGAGAAAACACCCUACGAAAAGGUCUCAGAGGAAGAGCUCAAAAAGGCCGGAGAGUUGCUGGCUCAGGAGAUGGAGGUGGUGAAACAUGGGAUGAGUCACGGAGAUCUGUCUAUGGAGGCGUAUAACCAGGUGUGGGAGGAGUGUUACAGUCAGGUCCUGUACCUGCCUGGACAGAGCCGCUACACCCGAGCCAAUCUGGCCAGCAAGAAGGACAGAAUCGAGUCUAUGGAGAAGAAACUGGAGAUCAACAGAGGUCACAUGACCACAGAGGCCAAGCGUGCGGCGAAGAUGGAGAAGAAGAUGAAGAUUCUGCUGGGUGGCUAUCAGUCGCGGUCCAUGGGUCUGCUCAAACAGCUCAGUGAACUCUGGGAUCAGGUGGAACAGGCCAACAUGGAGCUCCACACCUUCCAGGAGCUGAAGAAACAGGAAGACCACGCCAUUCCACGCAGACAAGAGGCCCUGAGAGAGGACGUCCAGAGACAGCAGGACAGAGAAAAAGAGCUGCAGCAGAGAUUCGCUGACCUGCUGCUGGAGAAGCAGACGCUUUCGCAGAAGUUUUGAACGGGACAUUUAUCCCAAACAUCUCUGCACCUCCUGUAGUGCUGUUUAUGUGCUCAUCCCGCUUCAGCGUGCUUUACUGUCUGGAUCCCCGUGUUUCUGCUGUAAUCAACUGCUCUCAGCUUCUUAAUGUUGACUUUGUGUUUCUGCUGCUGUUCACAAGAACCGCCGGGAUUUCAUUCACAGAAUUUUGUUUUUAAUGUUUUAUGUUCAUAUUGACCUUGUAAGUGUAAAUAUCGUCUGUUUUGCGGUAUGGAUUUUCCCAUGUCAAGCCAUUUUUAGGUUUGUGCUGAAUAUGAGAUGCUCCUUUUCAGGUGUAAAUUGGAAUAAUGACUUGCAUUGCAAAUGUACAUCAUUUACAAAAUAAAUCAUCAGUGCUGAGUUAAUCUUA